UCUGCCCCAGCACACUACACACUGGACAUCAUCACACUGAGGACCUUCUCAUCAUCCCACUCAUAUACCAGGCAGUCUGCCAGCCAAGCCUCCACUGACUCCACCACUCAGCCAGUACUAUAUACAACAAGAAGAAAAAGUAACAGAACAUAGGAUCCAGAGGAAGCGGAACAGUAGAAGGCUGGCUAGUAAACAUGAUCCUGUGGGUGGCCUUGCUGAUGGCUCACUGUAGUUUGGGUCUGAAUGGAGCUUCAGCAGAAAGCACAGGACUGGAGAGGAUAGAGAAAUGUGACACCCGAUGUUCUCAGGGCCUUCACUGCAGGAGCAAGCCAGAUAGUCUGUUUCCUCCUCCAUGUCAGCCCCCUGCUGAAGGUCUCAACACCUCCUCCGUGUUUCACAACAUCAGCCUCUCCACCGUCAUGAGGUGUGAGGGGAGACAGAAGUGCUCGUUACACCUCAGAAUCAAAACUGCGUUACAUCUUACUGAGUUCACCCAUGGUGUGUCCAUCUGCACCGUCACAGCGGGCAUGAUGGCGAACUGCCAAAUCUUCAGCUUCACGAGAGCGUCGAGAGAAAGAAUGUCUGGGCUGCAGGUGGAAGUCGAGAAUGAUUGCACCAACAUUUCCCCGAGCCAGCAAGUGCAAGUAACGCUGAAAACUGUGCCAAGCUACUGUGGCGUAACCUGGACAGGCACCUAUGAAGCUCCAGAAUGCAUCAGUAAAGAUUUGCGACAACACGUCCCAGAAUGCAUCACUGGGAGGCUAUCAUAUGAUGUAAUCCCCCAGAGGAGGGAGCUGAGAGUCAGUGUGUCAGACAUGCUAGAAAACUACAACUACCAUCUGCGUCUGUGCCGUAAGGAUUUCAUCUGCAUCGACACAGGGGUCAAUAAACUGAUAAAAAAGGAAGAACCUGUAAAGAGCACCACCCUCCCAUACUCCCGACCUUUGCCCUGCCUCUGCAUUGAGGGUUGGUCUGCUGUGAUGGAUGCCCCAAGAGUCCAGGUCUGCCCUUUCAAAGACCGUCUCGAGGAGCUGUGGUUUGGAAUUAACUUUGACCCACUGGAGGGGACACUAUCAUGGGAGCCUUCAUGUCCAGUUACGGCUGUGGUUAGGUUGUGUCAGAAAAGAGAGGACAGCGUCUGUGUGGAUCUGCCUCACGCCUCCCAGAAUGUUAGCAGAGAAAAGAUAAGAUUUACUGAAGUGGAUCCGCAUCCUCAACUGUGCAUGAAGUUCACUGCAGGCUCUCAGUCCUGGAUCCGGUGCCCCUUCACUGACACAAGAUUCCAAGCAUGGGAGGUGAUGGUGACGAGAAGACAAGGUCAGGAAAACGUGACGAUGUUGUCACAGAUCACUGCAACGUUUUCUGUGGGCCUGUGUGUGAAGUCUGAAAGGUCUACUGUGUGCCAGGUCACAGAAACACACACCAUGCAGGUGGAGAAGCAUAAAGCUGUUGGCUUAAACCUGGCAGGGGAACUAUGCAACAUUUGUCUCCAGGUCAAGAGGCUCGAUGUGAAAUUUGCUGCCACUAUUGUUCACUGUCUUGAGCAAUGCAAUCAAACAUUGCCUGUCAGACUUGUCAUCUCCAGUCGAGCCUCUUGGAUCUUGACCUGGGUCGUUGUACCAGCUGGUGUUUGCCUCUCUGGCAUCAUAAUUUUCACUCUGUUCCUCCACAUACUGUUAACUGUGUAUCAGAGGAGGAGACAGGAGGAGAGGAAAAAUGGAGGCUGUACCUCUAAAAAGCAAACAGAUCCUGCUUUUGACUGUGUGGUCCCUGCAUUGCCAACUCAACCUGUUGUCCGCGGAGGGGUCCUCAUACCUGAUUCGCCACAGUGUGGGAACAAUGAAAAGGCUAACUUGAUCUCCAACUGACCAAGGAACGGCACUCAUUAUAAGCGUUACUUGUAAUGUGCAGUAUAAAAUUAAAAAGAUGUUACUCAAACCAAAUAAGUUCUCUGUUGAAUGCAGUGUACCAUGAUGGGACAGACAUUUCAAAUGUUAUGUAUGUUACUGUGUAUGUGCUGGUUAGUAUGCUUAUGUUAUUUGCUGCUGUUGAUGUAUUCUGUGUGGUUUUGUCUGCUUAGGUGAAAGUAUAUAUUAUAAUUUGUUAAGUUAAAAUAUUAAUUCAGCUUGGAAUUAAAUGGCCAGUUCCUGUCUUUAAAUUAAUAUUUUCAAUAAAAAAUGCAAAAUAUGAAACAAAACCUUUUUUUUAAUUUUUUAUUUACCACUAAAACUAAAACUAAACUAAACUAUAAGCUAUUUUGCCUAUACCCUGUAGAAGCCUCCCUCAAGCCCCCACAGGCAACAGGUCUUCUUUGGUAUUUACAUACUGUAUAAGCCUUUCCGAGAAAUGAGAUCAUGGGAGCCCCUGCAAUGCGUAGUUUGCAGACUUGUUCAGACACUUCGUUUAUCUUAUGCAUAUUUUUUACAUUUACUCUUCUUAGAUUCACAUACACAUCUCCUGGUGUGGAGUGUGUUAACUCCCAUGUACCAAACAAAAAAACAAACAUUUUAUUUACUAAAAAGCUCAUAAAACAUCACAAGUGGCAAUGAGUACAUUACAUGGACAUGUGAAUUAUUGCUGUCAUCAAUAAAUUUAUAUUAAAAAUAUAUCAAAUGAC
Molecule: messenger RNA, 2617 nt
Organism: Micropterus dolomieu (smallmouth bass)
Lineage: Eukaryota; Metazoa; Chordata; Actinopteri; Centrarchiformes; Centrarchidae
Gene: il17rel
Product: interleukin 17 receptor E-like
Exons: 18
Coding region: 195-1868 (557 amino acids)
Molecular function (GO): interleukin-17 receptor activity
Source: RefSeq, a predicted model, not a curated record